AUGAUCAGUAAUGAGAUUACGAAUGACGAUAAAAUUUUCAAUUUGUAUUCAUUAAUCGUUGAUGCUAUAAAUCGAUCAAGUAGCAAUCAUUUACUUUAUUGGGCAAGGGUGCUAAGAGUCUUCUUGUCUGAAGCACUCAGACAUGGAAAAUUAACAAUUGUUAACAUAGAUGGUUUUCUAAAUAAUUUAAAAUCUGAAUCUUGUUCAUUUAAUUUGGAAAUCAAGCUGGCAUUUAUUGAUUCGUUAGAACAAUACAUCAAAGGAUCCGAAUAUUUUGAAGCAUUUAAAAUUGAUUUAGUAAAUAAAUUAUGUAGACUAGAUAUCAACGAAAGAUUCCCAAAAGUUGUAUCGUCAUCAUCGUCAUCACCAAAAGAAGGAUGGAAUUAUAUCUCUCUCCUAAUAAUAUCUGGACCAAAGAGCAAUGAUUAUAUUUUCUUGCCAGAUGAAUAUGUUUUAAAGUUAUUCAAUAGUAUAAUUGAAUGGUAUAAAUUAUCAGAAACAAGUUUAUAUGACAAUACCGAGUAUCUUCAUAUAAACAUUCAAAUUGCAAAAAUCUUUUACUUGCUGGUGCCAUCUUUUAUUAAACUUGAAAAAAACCAUUUGGAAAUUACAUUCGAUUUAUUAAAGCAUUGGUUUGAGCAAUGCUAA
Messenger RNA from Entrophospora sp. SA101, 648 nucleotides. Lineage: Eukaryota; Fungi; Glomeromycota; Glomeromycetes; Entrophosporales; Entrophosporaceae. The record is from the annotation of a GenBank genome assembly.